Scleropages formosus (Asian bonytongue) is the source of this 2190-nucleotide messenger RNA. It is a transcript of the gene fgf21, whose product is annotated as fibroblast growth factor 21. NCBI's taxonomy places the organism in Eukaryota, Metazoa, Chordata, Actinopteri, Osteoglossiformes, Osteoglossidae. The coding region runs from base 1151 to 1984 and encodes 277 amino acids. The transcript has 4 exons. Gene Ontology annotation, molecular function: growth factor activity. The record is from RefSeq and is a predicted model, not a curated record.
CUCCCCGCGACCCCGUAUGGGACAAGCGGUUCAGAAAGUGUGUGUGUUUAUUAAUGGUUUGAGGACAUGCAUAGUUUCGCUUUGUUUGAUUCCUGUUACCCACUUUAUGAAUGUAAAUUAGUAUGUAUUUACUAUGUAUUUUGUAAUAUAUUACCUUGUUUUGCAAUUAGCUUCAUGCACUGUGAGCUCCUGUGGGACACACAAGAGGACACCCAAUGAAAUCUCUGAGUAUUGUCUUCACCAUUUCCGCUUGUUAAAUAAAAAUUUGUUUCCCUCAUAAACCUCAGCUGAUCCCUCUUUCAACAGAACUGUUCACUUGCAAAAGCAGCUGAGCACAGAUAUCUAAGUAGAUGAAUGUGCAACGACAUUUCCCAAACACGCCAAAUUUCACAACUUAUUUCUCGAAAAUAACGUGAUAUUUACAAACUUUUGAUCUGUGUUUGGAAACUCACAGCACUCUUUUUUUUUUUUUUUUUUUUUCGCUUGUUUACAGUGGAGCAGUUGAGCAAUUGUGUAAGCAAUUCUGACUGAGUCAAAUCAUCUAACUCUAAAUAUAAAAAUGGCAAAUUUGUUUUGAUUUGUUUUUAUGGUAUGCAUGGAUGAUCAGUGCCACAACUCAAAAAAAAUUUUUAAUAUUUAUAAAAACAGCAAUAGUCAAGAAUGGUUUUUUGAACACUUGAACCAAAACAUGCUUCCUACUAAGACACGUAUUUACACUUUCCGUUAUUCCCAAGAAGAUGUUUCAUGGGCUUUUUAUAAGCAUGAGCGGAUGAAACAUUUUAAUUAGGCCUAUCAGUAAAACAAAUUAAUUUGCUGUCUUGGAUCAUAGGACAUACGAUGACGUCUCAUAGUAGAGUAAACGUGAGCUAGAGGAAGGGAGGAAUGCUCUUCGGAGCAGCAACGUUGGGGAAUUCAGGAAAAUCAACUGGAGGAUGUCCUAACAUGGUGAACUCCCUUUCUUCUCAUUCCUCGUUUCACAUUCAUACCUCUUCACUUGUUCGGUUUCCCCGAAGAGAAAUGACUCACCUCCUCCAAUCUUUCCAGUCUCAAGUGUCCCUGUCCCUCUCCCUCAGUGCCCCUCCAAUUCUAUAUAAGCCUCUUCGUUGUUGAGCGGUCGAUAACUGUGGGUCAGUCCAGUCCAGCUCAUUCUAUGGUCUCAUGUUAUUCAUUCAUCUGGACAUUUAUGUUUUUUUUUUUCUUCUUAUAUAGUAAAACCUUCACUUUCUGGUUUUUAAUCUACUUGACUUCUUCAACAGUUCACUGCCUUUGGUUUCUCCCUUUUCUUCUGUUACACUUUUGUUUUUUGUUUGGGACUUCAUUCCUAGAAUUUCCGACUCCUUCAGAUGUUCAAAUGUCGACCCCUUUUCUCUUCUUCGCGUUCCUGCUCCUUUUCUUCCCUCUAUCGCUCUCAUUUUAUCUCCCCGACUCCAAUCCGCUUCUGUCUUUCAGUGACCAAGUCAGAGAAAGACAUCUAUACACAGCAAAUAAAAGGCAAGGACUAUUCUUGGAAAUGACCUCAGAUGGCAUGGUGAGAGGUAACCCUGUCCAGACUGCAAACAGUGUGAUGGAGCUGAGGUCAGUGACAGCUGGAGAAACGGUCAUCCGGGGUGUGUCAUCGUCCCUUUACCUUUGUGCUGAUGAAACUGGACAGUUGCGGGGGCAGAAAAUAUACACAGAAGCCGACUGUACCUUCAACGAGCUCUUGCUGGAAGAUGGAUAUACUCUUUUCCUUUCUGUGCGUCACCGACUUCCAGUGUCCCUCACGAAAAAAAGAUCUUUGGAAAACCGCGUUCCUCCAUUUUCCCAGUUCUUGCCAGUCCAAAAUCAGCUCUUCUCAGCGCAGGGCAGAGAAGAGAACAAAGGUCAAAGUAAGACACCAAAUACAGAAUAUCUGGACCUUAACUCAGAUGACCCUUUUGGGAUCGAACUCAAGGAUCUGGUACUGAGCCCAGAAUUUAACGCCAAUUUUCCUCAUUCUCCGUGACACUGAGUAAUUAUUAUUAUUAUUAUUAUUAUUAUUAUUAUUGCUGUUGAGUGGUGGUAGUGGUGCUGGUGUUUAGUUGCUUCUUUUACUGAAUACUUGAAAUAUUGACCUGUUGUUGAAUUAAUUAUUCAUACUUAUAGUAAGCUUGGGGCAAGUGGUUUCAGACAAUGUGUGUGUGUGUGUGUGUGUGUGUGUGUGUGUGUGUG